Lathyrus oleraceus (garden pea) is the source of this 631-nucleotide messenger RNA. RefSeq names its product basic blue protein. Gene Ontology annotation, cellular component: plasma membrane. The transcript is spliced from 2 exons. The record is from RefSeq and is a predicted model, not a curated record. Lineage: Eukaryota; Viridiplantae; Streptophyta; Magnoliopsida; Fabales; Fabaceae. Bases 99 to 467 code for a protein of 122 amino acids. Gene Ontology annotation, molecular function: electron transfer activity.
ACUCAAAACUAGCCACAUACUAGUCGUCAUUAAUGUCGCAUUUAUGCUAUAAAACCACCUCUCAGGUUUCUCUUAUGAGCACUCAAAAUUAUUAAAAGAUGGGUGAGGGAAGAGGCAGUGUUAUUACAAUGCUACUAUUGUGUAUGUUUGUGUUUCAUCCUAAGAUGAUUCAUGCAGAAACAUACAUUGUUGGUGAUGGCCAAGGUUGGACUUUUGGUGUUCAAAACUGGCCUUCAGGAAAAACAUUCAAAGCAGGUGACAUACUCGUUUUCAAUUACAUCCCUUUGAUACACAAUGUGGUGAAAGUGAAUGAGUUUGGCUAUAAUUCAUGUGUAGCUCUUGGAGGAUCUGAUUUGCAUGUAUCUGGAGCAGACGGAAUUACACUUACUAAAGGAGCCAACUACUUCAUAUGUGGUGUUCCUGGUCAUUGUAAUCGAGGACAGAAAAUUGCAGUGAAUGCUAAUUAAUCUCUUAACUAUGUCUUGGAAUUUUCAAUAUUUAUGAAUUUAUCAAUCCAAGGCAGCUUAAGGAAGUACGUGUUGAAGUUUUGCCUUUAAUUGGAAAGGACUGCAUUGUUGUAUUGAGUUGCUAUAGGCUGAUGGAUUUACUAUCUUACAGUAUCUUAUUAUUA